AUGCCGCGUGGAGGUCGGAGCCGCACCUCCUGCAUGGCCCCUCCGGCCAGCCAGGCACCUCAGAUGAGAGCGGCACCUAGACCAGCGCCAGCAGCUCAGCCUCCAGCAGCGGCUCCACCAGCUGCUGUUGGCUCACCUGCUGCUGUGCCCCGGCAGCCAGGGCUCAUGGCCCAGAUGGCAACCACUGCAGCUGGCGUGGCUGUGGGCUCUGCUGUCGGGCACACGAUAGGUCAUGCCAUCACUGGGGGCUUUAGUGGAGGAGGCAAUGCUGAGCCUUCAAGGCCUGACAUCACUUACCAGGAGCCUCAGGGAACCCAGCCAGCAUACCAGGAGCAGCAGCAGUUUGGCCCAUGCCACUAUAAGAUGAAACAGUUUCUGUAGUGUGCCCAGAACCAG
This is a messenger RNA of Zalophus californianus (California sea lion), 396 nucleotides long. Its product is annotated as coiled-coil-helix-coiled-coil-helix domain-containing protein 2-like. The record is from RefSeq and is a predicted model, not a curated record. Lineage: Eukaryota; Metazoa; Chordata; Mammalia; Carnivora; Otariidae. Gene Ontology annotation, cellular component: nucleus; mitochondrion. The transcript has a single exon. Bases 1 to 381 code for a protein of 126 amino acids. Gene Ontology annotation, biological process: positive regulation of transcription by RNA polymerase II; mitochondrion organization. Gene Ontology annotation, molecular function: sequence-specific DNA binding.